GUUUUGAAUAAAACAUAGUACAAAUAAAUUUAGGUACAUUAUGGAAUUAAAAAUAUUCGCAUAAAGAAAAAACCCAGUCAUUCUGGUGAUGAAAACUAAAUGAGAAGAUGACAGGACGAGGAAGUACUAGUCUCCCUAAAAGAAAAAUUAAGAAGAGAAGUGUUAGUCCUCCGAAAACGUCACGUAACUACGAAAAACCAACAAAAGAGUGGUUAAAUAAACAUGAUAUUGGACAUUAUACUGAAGUGCCUGUAAACGUCAAAAGAUCAUCUAAACAUCCAUCGUCUUUGAGAAGUCCAAGGUUGUGUGAAGAGCGAAGAUUUACCAAAUUGCCUCCAUCUUCUCCACAUAACCAGUAUGAUACCGAAAGUACUGAUGAAUAUGAAGACCACGCCCAGUACCUUGGGGAGGAUAGUUCCGCUGGUGAAAGUGAUGAAGAAGACAUACACAAGAAAUUAUUGCUGUAUGAAAGGCAAAGCACCGAGAAAGAGCUAUCAGAAACAUGGAACCUGAAAGUCGAAUCCACCCUAACAGAAAAUGAGCAUCUUAAACACACGUUAAGAACGUAUAAUAAUCAAAUUGAGGCUUUGGAAAGAAGAAACAAAGAAUUUGUGUUGGAGAUGUCAAAUAAAAAUGAUGAAGUCUCAGAGUAUAGUAAAGAGAAACAAAGACUUGAAAUAGAGUUACAAAUCAAAGAUGACAAAAUAAGAAAUCUGACACAAGAGAAAGAUAGUCUUUCUGAAGACUUUGAAUUAAAGGUUCAGGAAUUCAAUGAAUUAAAACAAUACACUGCUCAACUUCAUAAACCGGAAGAUUGUGCUGGCACUAAGAUACUUCAAGAGAAAAUGUUGAAACUCUCGGAGGAAAAUGCAGCACUUAAAAGAAUUCAAUCCAUUCACUUGCAUUGCGAAAAAGAACAGAAGAAGUACGAAGCAGAAAAGCAAAAAUUACAAAAUGCAAUUGAAAAACAUUCAAUGCAGGAGAAAAUGAUGAGAUUUGAGGUUGAUACAAUGAAGAAAGAUUUUCAAAAAGCCCAAAAUAGGAAAAAGGAAAGUGAAGCAGAAAUUAAGAAACUGGAGAAGCGUUGUAGUGAGCAGAAGGAAGAAAUCAACAUGAAGGCUCAAGAAAUUAGCCACCUUAAAACAGAAAUGAAAAAUAUGAAAUUAGGACUCACAAAACAAACCACUGUCACUGUAGAAGUUAAUAAGAAAAAACAAUCAGAGGCGAUCACCAAUAAAAGGAAAGAUGAGAAAAUGCGAGAACAAGUGACAUCAUUGAAAAACAAAAGUAAAGCAAUGGAAAAUGAAAACGAAACGCAGAAGAGACAGAUAGAAGCCAUCAACAAACAGAUGCUCGAGAAAGAGCGCGAAUUAAAGAGUUGCAUGAAAGAGAAACAAAAUUGUGAUACGAAGAUAAAGCAGUUUAAAGCUGAGCUGAAGCAAAAGGAGUUGGAAAUAGGUCAAAUGAAAGGGGAAUGCAAAGAAUAUAAUGAACAGAAGGCAAAUGUGAACCAGAUGCUCCAAAGUAAAGACAGCAAAAUUGCAUCACUCAAACAUGAAAUCGAAAGUUUAAAGGCAGAGUGUAAAGGUUACCCACGAAAAAUGAAAGAUAAAGAUAUAGAACACCAAUCCUUAAAAGAAGAGUUGACUGAUCUGCAAUCGAGAUAUGAUAAAUUGAAAAAAGAAUACAACAGCUCAGAGAAAAGAUUGAAAGAGGAAAAGGAGAAGAUUAAAAGGUUUGGGAAUCUUGAAAUGGAAAUUUUUGAAGAAAAGGAGGAGAAUAACAGACUGCGACAAGAAGUGUUGGAAAAAGAAAUUGCUGAAAGAAAAAUGCUUAAGGAAAUAGAUGACCUGAAGAGGAAUAACGCAGAAUUAGAGCAUGGACUUUCACAGCUUUCAAGAGAUUUGCAACAGAGUGUACAGUCGGAGAUAAAAAAAGCUGAUGAUUGGUAUUUUCUCGAAAGUGAAAAACAUGCACUACUGAAUGAGAUUGGAGUUCUAAAUGACAGAAUGCAGUCAGUGAAAUUAGACAUGGAAAUUAUUUUAAAAGAAAAGCAAACCAUGAAAACAGAAGCAGAAGAAAUGGAAUAUACCUUGCAAUCUAAAGAGAAGCACAUCAGGGAGCUAAGUAAUGAAAGGAAAAGGUUAAAAACAGAAAUGGAGAGAAUGAAGGAAGAAAUAAAUAAUGGAGAGAAAAACAAUCAAAAUAUUUCCGAAAACCUACGCUUUCAAAUGGAAAAUACUCAAAAGGAGUUGAUGAACACCAAAGACAAGUUGAACUCCUUGCAAAAGAAAUGUGAACAAAUUGAGGAAGAGAAAAGGGACGCUGACAAUCGUAGGUCAGAAUUUGAAAAGGCACUCGCAAUAGUGGAUGAAGAAAACUUUGCACUUAAAGAAGAAAUCGAAAGGAUGAAAAAAUAUCAAGAAGAUUAUUAUAUUGCCAGAGAAGAGAAGAGUCGGGGAAACAACAUGUUGAUAGCAAAGGAAAAGGAAAUUUCAGCACUGAAACAAGAACUCCAUGAAGAAGCCGCCAGACUAAAGUUGGUCAUGGAAGAAAAGAUGAUUUUUGAACAGCGUUUCUUCAGUGCUGAUAAAGAAGUAAAAGAGAAAAAGGAAGAAAUAAGAGAUCUGCAGCUGCAUCUUAAUAGGCUGCAAACUGAGAAAAAAAACUUGGAAAAACAUCAAGAGGAAAUACAUGCAAGAACAAAGAAAGAUGUUGCUGAAAAAGAACAUAAACUACUAUAUGCAGGGGACGAAUUAAACAGAACUAAAAGUGAACUGUCAAGACUAAAAUGUGAGUUAGAAGAACUCAAACGUGAAAGGAUUGAAACACAAUCACAUGCCCAGGAAACAAUCCUUGAAGUGUCUGCAGAAAAAUCCAUUGUAGAACGCCAUCAACAAAUGUUGCAAUCGACUUUGGUAUUAAAAGAUAAAGAACUAAGUAGCCUUAAAAAGCAGCUUGAGAGGUCAAAGGAAACAAUUUUAAAAAUGACAGAGGAUACCAAAGAAAGGGAAGAAAAUAUUAGAAGAGAUACGGAGAAAAUUAAGCGAGAAAACAGCUUGUUGCAUGACGAAAUUAGGAAUUUAAGGUUGAAAAUGCAAAGCUUGGAAGUUAAUACGAAAGAAAUAACAAAAGAGGCAGAGCGAAAAACAGCUGAGAAAGAUAACACAAUAAGUUCGAUAACAGAAGAGUUGAGACAAGUCAAAAGUGAACUUGCAAGGAGAAUAGAAGAAUUGAAAGAAAAUGAAAAGAGAAGAGUAGAUGAACAGGCGAAUACACAGGAGAAAUUCCUUGAAACUUCAAACGAAAAAUCACAAGCUGAACGACGACUACGAAGAUUAGAGACGGAUAUAUUAUCAAAGGAUAAAGAAAUUGAAAAUCUUGAAAAACAACUUAAGGGAUCAAAGGAAGCAUUAUCUAUGAGAACAAGAGAAAUGGGAGACUUGGAAGCAAAUUUACACCAAACUGUGGAAAAAUUAAACAAGGAAAACAAAUCCUUGAAAGAACAAGUUAUACACCUAGAGUCAAGGCUAAAGGAAGCCGAGGAAAGGUUUGAACAAAAUAAAAAGGAUAAGCUGAAUACAGAAAAACGGUAUUGGCAUAUUGAAAAAGCAAUCCAAGAAAAAGACGUUUUAAUUGGAAAUUUGAGGAAGGAAUUAGAGAGAACAAAAAUAAAACAUGAGGAACUGUUGAAAGAUACAGAAAUUGUGAAGAGAAGAACAUCAUCAGAUGAAGUUGAGAUGAGAGUGAAGCAGGAAAACAUCUUGUCUUUACAAUCGCAACUUUCAAAUGCAAUGGAAGCAAUUAAUAAGAUCAAACAGGAGGAAAAUAAAUGGCAAGAAAUGUACUCAAGGCAAAGUAAUAUACUCAAACAAAAAGAGAAGGAGAUUGUAGAAACCAAGCAUCAUCUGUCAAGUCUUGGUGAUUAUAAAUUGCGAUAUGAAACAACAAGAGCUGAGCAGGAGAAGAUCUUACAAAGAUACACAGAAUUGAGCAAGGAUGUUGAGAGUAAAGAACGGGAUCUAGAUACCUUGAAACAUCAGCUCGCCAUGCAUGAUGAAAGGAUUGAAAAUUUGACAAAGGAGUCCAAUGACUUGCGGAGAGAUAAACAAAAUAUGGAAAAUAAAAUCACCAAAAUGACAAAAGCUAUACAGCAAAAAGAAAAAGAAAUAGAAGACCUAGUUGAACAACUUGCAAAGUCUGAGGAAAAAGCAGCUGCAAUCUCAAAUGAAGUCGCAAGCAUUCAGCGACUUAGAAAGCAUGAUACUGAGGAAAGAGCACAGCUGUUACUCAAAGAAAACAACGCUCUGAAACUGGAGCUGAAAAAAGUGAACUCUGAGGCUCAUGAACAGAUUUCCGUCCUAAAUAAAGAAAUAAAAAAUCUGCAGAAACCUAAGGUAUUGGAUUCUGAGGAAAGUCUGAAGAAACUUCAUCGAGAAAAUACUAAUCUUAAAUCCGAGUUGGAACGAGUUUCUUCAAGUUUGGAUCAACUAAGAAGAGAUUAUACAGAAGUUAAACGAGAAAAAGAUCAUGCUUUAAACAGGUUAAGCUCAGUAGCUGGAGAAAAAUUAAGAGACAACAAUCCCGGUAUAGCUGAUUUAAGUGAUGAGAACAGACCAAUCAAUCUCGGUGAGAAGUUCAGUCAGCUGUACGAUGAUCAGUGGACGGACGCCAUGGAAAACCUGGAAGAAAAUUUAAGAUUCGGUGAAACGGAGGGCAUUCAGUGUCUUCUUAGCAUAUUAAAGAGAAUUUUCGAUGAGUGUGUCAGGAUUUCGGACGAUCAGUUCGCCCAGUUAAAAGAGAUAACUGGUACAACGAAUUUACCCAGCGACCAGUUGAAGAAGUUGAAAGACCUACGCAAAUCAACAGCCCUACAAUCUGUCAAAAAUGUCAAACAACUUGUGAACAAAGUGAUGCUGAGUGUCUUUAGUAAGGAGAAGGACGGUUGUCAGUCUUAUAUUGACCGCUGUACAGAGUUGUGUUGGUUGAUGUGUGUACAAGAUCCACCUGUUGUCAUUGACUUUACUGCUGUACGUGGACAGGUAGUCGACGAUAAAAUGCUCCGGAAGUUCACAAAGACCGGAUCUAAGAUAGACUUCCUGGUCUGGCCGAUGAUUCGUCUUCACAAAAAUGGACCACUAUUACAAAAAGGGGUCGUGCAACCUCUUUAACUUUCGUUUCGUUUUGAAGAAGAGUUUACAUGAAGUGAUAUAAAAAAAAAAUAAUGAAGAACCAUGUACGUUCGAGGCAUAAUAAUAUUGAAGGAGGAAAGUCUCAGAAUAUUUUUUAUAACUUUCUGAGAUAAUUUCGUCUGAAAAUAUUAUUUAUUUCGUAUUUAAAAAGUAUCUAUAUUAAAAGCUUUUUGAAGAAAAGGACCUGAUAAUUAAUCCAAACAGCUAAAAAAUCAUGUAUGUUUUAUAUGAAAUAAGUAUUAACAGAAAUGUUGAUAAGGAACUGAUGACUAGUACUCUUGUGAUAUUUAUAGAGCUAUUUUAUCAGUGUCAUUGAUUUGUCAUUCCAGAGAAUAUAUACAUUGUAAUCUAAUCAUAUAUAUAGCGAUUUUUACCUUUUUUUAGACACAUAAUAAAAGUGAAAGAGAAAAUAGAUACAAAUGAUAUUUAAUGAUGUACUUUGGUUGAAUAAAUUUUAUGUUACAUAUUUUAUUAUUUCAUUGUUUGUAGAUCUGUCAAUCACAGAUAUAAAUUUCAGUUGUAAAGCAAUACAAUAUCUUAUGCAACAAAAUGACAGAAUAAACACGAGUCUUUACUCUA
Molecule: messenger RNA, 5771 nt
Organism: Saccostrea cuccullata (small rock oyster)
Lineage: Eukaryota; Metazoa; Mollusca; Bivalvia; Ostreida; Ostreidae
Product: early endosome antigen 1-like
Exons: 46
Coding region: 108-5171 (1687 amino acids)
Source: RefSeq, a predicted model, not a curated record